Messenger RNA from Plectropomus leopardus (leopard coralgrouper), 5203 nucleotides. RefSeq names its product glypican 4 (gene gpc4). The record is from RefSeq and is a predicted model, not a curated record. Gene Ontology annotation, cellular component: synapse; cell surface; extracellular region. Gene Ontology annotation, biological process: regulation of protein localization to membrane; regulation of signal transduction; cell migration. Gene Ontology annotation, molecular function: protein binding. NCBI's taxonomy places the organism in Eukaryota, Metazoa, Chordata, Actinopteri, Perciformes, Serranidae.
CAGAGAGAGAGAGGGAUCCUGGGUUUCAAGUCCCUGCUCCAUGCUCCACCCCUGGUGUUCCUGUUUUCCAGGUCUUUGUCCCCGGAACUUGCACUCACUCCUGGGUGUCCACUAGGGUUUUCUGCUCGCAUCUGGAUCCCAGUACGACCAACACACAGUCCAGAGUGCUGUCCUACAGAAACCACGGCCUCCCCAAGUCUGGAAAGAAAGCAAGAAAAGAAAGGAAGAAAGAAGAAAAAACACCUUCCCGGCAACUUUCCCACCGUCUCCUCUCCUCCCGUGCUGGUUUACACUUUCGUCGAAGCAGCAGUGUGACUCUGAGAUUCUUGCCUGCAGUCAAAAACUUUUUUUUACAUGUUUUAAAACAGUUGCUUUGUCGCUUUUUCGUGCUUUUUCCAUCGAGUCUGGAACUCGACAUUUAUCACACACACCCGUGCUUGUAAGCGGACGACGUUUGGGCAGAGUUUGAGGUUAUUUUCGGUGUUUUUUUCCUGCCGGAGAGUAGUUUCAGAGGUGGCCCGAGAGCUGCUGCUGUGAAUGAAGUAUCUGUUGAGCUGAAGAAGUCUCCAUGAGGAAACUCAGCGUGGGAGUCGCUCAAACUUUGUCCUAACUUACACAAACCUGAGCGAUAAUAUAUACAUAUCAAAUCAUUUUUUAAAUACUUUCCCCCCCCCGUGCUGGUAACUGUAGCUGUUUUGUGCUGACACAAAAUGAAGACGCUGUUGGUGUUGUGUGUGGUUUGCACGCUGGUUGUGUUGUCGCUGGCUGCGGAGCAAAAGUUGAAAAACUGCAACGACGUCCGCGCGGCUUACAGCUCCAAAGGCUUUAACGUCAACGACGUGCCCAACAAAGGAGUCAACGGAGCCCCCUUGAAAGUGUGUCCGCAGGGUUUCUCCUGCUGCACGGUGGAGAUGGAGGAGAAGCUGAGCCAGCAGAGCCACACGGAGAUCAAAGCUCCCGUCUCCAGGCUUAGCACCAACCUACAAUCCACCUUCAGACAGCGGCACGACCACUUUGACAAGUUUUUCCGUGAGCUGUUAAAAAAUGCAGAGGUCUCGCUGCACAACAUGUUCGUGCGAACGUACGGGAUGAUGUACGUGCAGAACGCAGAACUGUUCAAGAACUUCUUCGAGGCCCUGACUCGGUACUACGUGUCCGGCAGUGCUGCCGUCAACCUGGACUCCAUGCUGUCGGACUUCUGGGCCGACCUCCUGGAGAGGAUGUUCCGGCUGGUCAACGUGCAGUACGAGUUCAGCGAUGCCUACAUGGAGUGCGUCAGCCGCCACACGGAGCAGUUGCAGCCCUUCGGCGAUGUGCCUCGCAAGCUCCGCAUCCAGCUGACACGGGCCUUCGUUGCCGCACGAACCUUUGUGCGCGGCCUGACGCUCAUGCCAGAUGUGGUCAAUAAAGUUUCUACGGUCAGCGCGUCUCCCAGCUGUGUGCGAGCGGCCAUGAAGAUGUUGUACUGUCCCUACUGCUCGGGCCAAGUGGCCCUGAAACCCUGCCAGAAUUACUGCCUCAAUGUGCUGCGCGGGUGUUUGGCCAACCAGGCCGACUUGGACACCGAGUGGAACAACUUCCUUGACGCCAUGCUUAGUCUGGCCGAGAGGCUUGAAGGUCCCUUUAAUUUCGAGUCCGUCAUGGAUCCAAUCGACGUGAAGAUUUCAGAGGCCAUCAUGAACAUGCAGGAGAACAGCAUGCAAGUGUCACAGAAAGUUUUCCAAGGAUGUGGGCAGCCGAAACUGAGCAUGGCCUUCCGUUCCAAACGCUCCAUCAAAGACACCGGCUUUAACGGCCGCUUCCGCCCUUACAGUCCUGACGCUAGGCCCACUACCGCUGCGGGGACAAGUUUAGAUCGAUUGACGAGUGAUGUGAAGAAGAAGUUGAAACAUGCAAAGAAGUUCUGGUCCACAUUGCCAGAGACAGUGUGUGCCGGUGAGAGGAUUGCACCUGGGGACGAGUGCUGGAAUGGAACUGCAAAGAGCAGGUACGAGUCAGUUGUCAUUGGCAACGGACUGGCCAAUCAGGUAUCAAACCCUGACGUGGACGUGGACAUAACAAAGCCGGACAUUGUGAUUCGCAGUCAGAUCGCAGUUUUGAAGGAAAUGACGAGUUGGCUCAAAGCUGCACACAGCGGCAACGACAUCUCCGUGGAUAACGGUGAGGAUGAUGAGGACGGCAGUGGAGGGGAGGAGAGCGGCAGCGGUUGCGACUCUCCGUCCUGCGUCACAGACCAGGACAUUUACUUCUCCACUCCACCGAACCCUGGCAAACCCAGGGUUAAUCAAGUGGUGGUGGGCACAGAAACAAUGAAUAAGGGGAUCGCCUCACAGGGAAGCAUGGCGCUGGCGCUCUGCGGGCUGGCCCUGGCCCUGCUGGCUCCUCAUUUGAGAUAAAACUUGGCUGGGCAGGAAGAGGAAGAGAACGACCAGGAAUGACGGAGCGAAGGGGGAAACUGUCAGAGAGACUUUAAAAAAAGACUGCCUUCAGGACCUUGGACUGUCCGCCAUUGGGAGGGGGGGGGGGACUCUUCUUAAUAUUACAAUAACUUCACUUUUAAUUAUUUGUUUGUAUGUUUUUAAGGACAUCAGUGUACAGCAAUAUGAUUUACUUCCCUAGAAAUCCCCCUUUUUCCCACCAGAUAAACCUUUACUCCUCAUGGCUCUGUUGGAGCUACACUAUGGUUCUGCUUGCAGCAUUACAAACAUCAUAUAAUUGUCUUGUUUUGGCAAUUUAAUCUCAUAAUACAUUUUUGUGCCUUCUUCAGUGAUUGCCAUCUGAUAUCUAAAUUGUAAGCGAGAUGUUUGGUUGAACGUGGAGUGCCUGUGUUGGGACACAUCAUAUUUCUGAGGAUGUUCAGAGAUCAGCAAAUCAUGUCACGUUAUGAAUGUUAACAAUUCAUAACAGCCAUUUGAAUGUGCACACUGUGAAUGUUUUAGUCUGUGCAUUUAUACAUUUACACUCAUCAGCCGGUCAGAAAUUAUGAAGCUAGCCGUUGAUCUCUUUGGAAGAAACAAAAUCUCUCAGAAAUACAGCGACAGAAGUUGCAGCACAGGUGUUUAUGUUGGAACCGGGGUAUGGAAUCAUUACUUUUGAAGAGCUUUCGGGGCAUCUGCAUAUUGUAUGUCUGCUUUGAGCAUUAUCACAACCUAACUUUUAUUGUCCUUCAUUAAUUUUUUUUGUAAUUUAAUUUUAAAACAGUUCAAUAUAAGGUCAUACCUCAUGCAUGCUCUCAUUGCCAAUGCAAUCUAAUGAUGUCGAGUUGAAAGUGUCUGAUAGAGUUGAGAUACGUGGCUGGCGUCCUGGUGAAAGGUGACUGGCGCGGAAGGAGAGGGACUCCCCUGGCAUUAACCCUAAAGAAGGCAAAGCUGACAAGUCCUGAAUGCCCUUUUUUUGGUAUUGUAAGCUCAGUUCAGCACGGAGGAUCUGACUCUAUACAGUCUUACUUUGUUGGAAAAGAGAAGGUGGCGACAUGUAUGUUCAGAGCGUUUCACAUUAGAGAAGAGGAACAAAAGACAGUGCUUUGAUCAAAGGAAAUCAAGAAAAGAUUAUUUUAAUACAGGGUUUUAUGUUGAGAGAGGUGUUGUAAUUUUUAGCUAUUUUUGGUAUGAAGAUAUAUAUUAGGUACUACAGUGGAUUUUACUGCUAGAUUUCGGCGGUGGAGGAGGACAGUGUGCACAGAUAUUGGGGGGCACUUUUGGUCAGUGUGCACUGUUUUUGGUGCUUUUUUUUUUCCACCUACACCCCCCCCCCAAUCCUCUCCCCAUCCCACAGUACACACUCAAGCCUCUUUAACGGCCUGUGUCAGUACAUACACUCAUUUGAUCUACCUAUCCUCACCAUCACCUUCUCAUCAUUUCAACUUGAGGUGGAAUGUUGAAGUAUUGUCACAAGUGCUACCAAAAUGAAUGCAAUGUGUGGUGCCUGAUUUAUUUUUUUUUGUAACCUCGGUACAUUUUUUGCAACUUCUUGAGGUAAAAAAAAAAGAAUGUAGAAGUUGAUGAUUUGUAUCCAUCAUCUGCUCUGCUCCCUGUCGGGUGUUUGAGUACAUUGUUACCAGCUGACAAGCACAUUAGAUUUUCUAUAUCUUCUACUUAGAUAAUCGGGUCUGUAAGUUGCAUUAACUGGCCAUCUCAUCUCUAAAAUGAUGCUGCCUCGUGUAGCUUUUGUACAGUAACUUAUGCAUGUAUUUUAAUGUCAUUGCAAACAUGUUUUUAGAACUGACAGAUGAUCAAAAAUACAGUAUUCAGAGUGUUUCGAUAUGCAAAUAAUAGGUGAAAAUAUUUUCCCCAAAGUAAUUGAUUAAAUUGAUCAGAUAUGGGUCUCUGAGUAUGCAUUUUGUCAAAAAAACAAAAACAACUAAAAGCAGAUUGGCUGCAGUUAAGACGGAUGGUUAUGCCUCUUGUUGGGCUUUGAAAUUGACAAGUUGAUUGUAAGCUUAUGUUAAAUUUUCUUUUUAAAGAAGUGAUUUUGACAACUAGCAGACUUGGGGGAAAAAAAUCAACGAGGACACCAAUAUCGAAAAUCUGAAGGAUCUGAUGAAACAGCGAAGCUACAUACAUAAAAUACUGAAGCCUUAAUGCAAAAUCCUGAAGCUGUGCGUCAGCUUGAUUCGGCAUUACCUCUGCAUGUGACUGCUUCAGAUCUCCUGAUUUUUUUUUUGUUUUUGUUUUGGUUUUCCACCUACAUUUCUACCAGGGCUUGUGCAUGUGUUCGUGUCAUGUCGAAGAGUUGUGUCGAGUGUGAAGAAAACCCAACUUUCUGAGAGUUAAGAGGAAAUGUUUUGGGUGAUGAUGGUAAAUGUCUGUGCUUGCGGGCCAGGGCAGCAACAUUUCUCCGGCUGCUGGAUGUUGCUUAUUCGAUCCACAGAGCAACUUCAGUCUGGUGACGUGAAAGUUGAGUUGGACAGGUGUUGAAAGCCUUCCAUCAGCCUUUGGCCCACAAGAACAGAAAGGACUCAUUUUCUGAGGAGAGACUGAGUGACUGACUGAGAAGAAUAAAAAAAAAAAAAAGUGUAAAUAAAGAGCAGCCGGUUUAGAUGUCUCUAAAAGAGGCCAUAACAGUACACCAGAUUUUUACUUGUCAGAGUAUCUCCUAAAUGUUAUGGAAAAACAAGAUGAGAUAGAUGUUAAAUUGUAAGAGAAAAAUGUAUAUUAAACAACAUUUCUUAGUCUUGUUGAAAUAAAGACUGCCAAUAUUUAAA